CAUUCAGUUUCGAAGAGUCGUGCAACGAGAGCAGUUGAAACCAUUGUCUUUAAACAAAUUCUGCGCUGUGUCUGAGUCUGGAGUUUUUCUGUGUGUAUAACUUACGUGGGCAGCAGCAGAAGUCGCACCAUGAGAAUUAAUUGCAACGCGCUUUUCCUGGCAUCGCUAGUGACUUGGUCGGGGGUGAUGUGCAGCACGGUACUGGGCACCACAGAAGGCCAGGAAACACCUUUGGCCCUUCCUGUGGCGGAGCAGACGCAGCCCACUACAGCCAUACAAGGAGAAGUAUGGGAGGAGGACGAUCACGAAGUGCUUAUAAGAAAUGAACGUGGCACCAAGAGCGACGGUCUGUCUUGUCGAUAUGGCAAAAAUCCGUGGACUGAGUGUGACACCAAAACCAAUACGCGUUCAAGAACAUUGACAUUAAAGAAGGGCGACCCGGCAUGCGACCAAACGCGAACCAUUCAGAAGAAAUGUAAAAAAGCCUGUCGAUAUGAAAAGGGAUCUUGGUCGGAAUGUGCAACCGGACAAAUGACUAGAGCUGAUAAGUUGAAAGCGAGCAGUGAUCCGUCCUGCGAAGCCACGCGGGUCAUCAAGAAGAACUGCAAGCCCGGAAAGUCCAAGGACAAAAGUGCCAAGGAGCAGCGGAAGAACAAAGAUAAAGCUGCUCGCAAAGGACGCGUUUAAGUGAUAUCGAACUCGAUUAUUUUAAAUUCCAGUGUUAUUUUGUUUGACUCCAAUGCAAAUAACUAUAAUUGAUUUUUUUAAUUCAAAACUGAAAAAUCGUAACGACGUUAACUGUCUGCUAUGUAUACCCAAAGGCAUUUAAAUAAAAUGCACACAUUAAUUAAUGUUGUAGUUUGAUUUACAAGCAAACGAAACGAUAACCAUAAUAUAAACGAAAGCUGUACGACGUAAUAGAAACCUUGCGGAGUCUAAAAUAUGUAUGCAAUGCAGAAUAAGAUAUAUUCAUACAAUACCAUACCAUACCGACAUAAAUACCGACUUAUUUAGUUUAUUACCCAAUGAAAAUCAUAUGUACAUCCAAGCCAACACCUAUUACCAUUUUAUCUGAAAUGAUGAAAUCUGUAAGGGCAGUUGCCGUAUUGAAAUAAAGGAUAAUUCUUAAAUACAGCCUCCUAGACUGCGUGGCUGUUGGGUCCCCUUCAUACACUUAGCAGAGUUGUUCUUCAAUGGAAUUUAAAUAAUAUUAACCGUAAAAUCGGAAUGAAACCCAAAUAAAUAAGAUAUACUGAAAACAUUUUUUCAUUCACAGCUAACAAAUAAAUAAAACACUUAGUGUAAAUAUUGUAAAAAUAAUGACAUACUGUAGAGGAAAAAUUUCUGAAAGACGAAGAAUGAGACGCGACGGUCUAAACACAGAUCCAUCGUAGUUGCAGUGUAGGCAAUUGGCAUUUUAAAGUAGUUUACAACUCACUUCUACCGGGUACAAUUAACAUAUAAAUUUGGAAGUAUGAUUCCCAAAACUAAUAUACAAGUCGAAAUGCAGACAUACUUACAUACUUACAUUCAUAUAUAUUCUGAUCAAAAACUUACCAUUUCAAAGAUGUGGUUUAUCUUUUUAAUAAACACGUACAUAUAUAAACUUAGAGCGUUAACUACGAAUUAAUGUAUCUAUCUGUAAGCAGUUUUACAACCAUACCCGUGCAUUCACAACUACGAACGACGAAGUCGAGGAGAACAACAGCUCAGUCACAGCAUUCAAAUUCAUAGUAUGAAUUUUAUACACAUCAUCCGUAGGGGCAGUUAUCUUCUUUAAGUCUUUGAAUUCCGUAAGGAACAGCAUGAAAGCGACUCCCCCAAAGGGAAGUGAAAUUUGUUUACGUACGUAUACAACACAAGAAAAAGUAAAUGAACUUUAAUAAAUACAGAUAUUACGAAAU
Molecule: messenger RNA, 1904 nt
Organism: Drosophila melanogaster (fruit fly)
Lineage: Eukaryota; Metazoa; Arthropoda; Insecta; Diptera; Drosophilidae
Gene: miple1
Product: midkine and pleiotrophin 1
Exons: 5
Coding region: 130-687 (185 amino acids)
Biological process (GO): signal transduction
Cellular component (GO): extracellular region
Molecular function (GO): growth factor activity
Source: RefSeq, marked reviewed